CUAUUGAACAUUCCUUUCUUUCGCACAUCGCUAUCCAGUCAUGCUUGUCCAGCUUUCAGCUCUCUCUACCGUCUCUGUCCUUGGUCUGGCUCUCCUCGCGUCGGCAGCACCAAGCGAGCCCAUCCCGUACGGUUCAUCGUACGGUGCCGCGGCUCCUGCGUCCGCAUCGUCUCUCGCCCCCGAACUCUAUAGCUCGGCCGCCGCUCCUUACAGCCAGCCCUCUCCUUCUUCUGAGGUUUCCGCCGCGGUUCCAGCCCCGUACAGCUCUGAGUCUCCGGCCCCGUACAAGGAGUACGCUCCUGAGGUUUACAGCUCUGCUCCGGCCCCGUACAGUUCGGCGGCACCUGAGCCGUCCAAGACUCCUGAGGUCUACAUCUCAGCCCCGGUCUCGUACAGCUCUCCUGCUCCUGUGCCCUCCAGGGCUCCUGAGGUCUACAGCGCUGCUCCAGCGUCUUACAGCUCGGCGGCUCCUGCGGUCUACAGCUCUGCUCCGGCUCCUUACAGCUCGGUGGUUUCUGGGGCGUACGCCUCCGUCCCGGUCUCGUACAGCUCGGCGGCUCCUGAGCCCUCCAAGGCUCCCGAAGCCUAUAGCUCUGCUCCGGCUUCUUACAGCUCGGCGGCACCUGCGCCGUACAAAGAGUACGCUCCUGAGGUUUACAGCUCUGCUCCGGCACCGUACAGCUCGGCGGCUCCUGAGGUCUACACCUCCACCCCGGUCUCGUACAGUUCGGCGGCACCUGAAUCUUCCAAGGGUCCUGAAGUCUAUAGCUCGGCGGCACCGGCACCGUACAAGGAAUACGCUCCUGAGGUCUACAGCUCUGCUCCGGCACCGUACAGCUCGGCGGCUCCUGAGGUCUACACCUCCACCCCAGUCUCGUACAGCUCGGCGGCACCUGAACCUUCCAAGGGUCCCGAAGUCUAUAGCUCGGCGGCACCGGCACCGUACAAGGAAUACGCUCCUGAGGUCUACAGCUCUGCUCCGGCUCCAUACAGCUCGGUGGUUCCUGAGGUCUACAGCUCUGCUCCGGCGGCGUACAGCUCGGUGGCACCUGGGCCAUCCAAGGCUCCCGAAGCCUAUAGCUCUGCUCCGGCUCCUUACAGCUCGGCGGCACCAACGCCGUACAAAGAGUACGCUCCUGAGGUUUACAGCUCUGCUCCGGCACCGUACAGCUCGGCGGCUCUUUACAAGGCUCCUGAGGUCUAUAGCUCUGCGGCACCGGCACCGUACAAGGAAUACGCUCCUGAGGUCUACAGCUCUGCUCCGGCUCCUUACAGCUCGGUGGUUCCUGAGGUCUACAGCUCUGCUCCGGCGCCGUCCAGCUCGCCUGCACCUGAGCCGUACAAAGCGUAUGUUUCCGAGGUUUACAGCUCUGCCCCGGCUUCGUACACCUCAGCGGCACCUGAGCCGUACAAGGCCUCUCCUUCGGAAGUCUACAGCUCCGUGGCCAUGCCGUACAGCUCGUCUACCCCUCAGGUUUACACCUCUCUGGCGCCUGAACCUUACAAGGCGUAUGCUCCUGAAUACAACUCGACAUCUGCCCCAUACGCCAAGCCUACUGCUGAGGCGUACAGCUCUGCUCCAGCUCCAUACAGUUCGGCGCCACCUGAGGUCUACAGUCCUGUUAUGGCAUCGUCCAGCGCCUACACUAUCAAAGUAUACAGUUCUGCCAACAGCUUGCCUGCUCCUGCACCCACGCCCUAUGCCACUUGGGGACCCAAGCCGGUAGCUUACAAGAGGGGCGAUUACAAGCCUGGGGAAGAGCCAAAGGUAUACAAACCGGAGGAGAAGAGGCCGGAGGUGUACAAGCCUGAGGCGAAGAAGACCGAGGUUUACCCAGCUCCUGCACCGGUCUACCAAGCCAUCGAGGAACACGAUGUCAAGCAAUGCAAUGUCGGCGAGCUACGUUGCUGCAACACUGUUGAGACGGCUUCCGCCACCUCUGCCAGCAAGGAACUUGCCGUCCUUGGCCUCGUCUUGCAGGACCUGAAUACGCCCAUCGGGCUCAACUGCGAUGCUCUUAACACGGGAGGGUUUGGCUCAGGCAGCAACUGCGCCCAGCAACCCGUAUGCUGCGAGAAGAAUGAAUAUGGUGGCCUUGCGAUCGGCUGUACUCCCGUUAAUGUCGUCCUUUGAGAGACAGCCUUUUAUGAGAGGUUGUAGAUCAGGGAGCAGUGAUUUUCGGGUUUCAGUCCUACUAUUAUCACAUACUAUAUAUCACCACCUGUCUUUACUGCGUUAUUUCCUUUUCCCGUACAGGGUUUUAAUGGUCCGCUAUACAUAUGCGGUUAAUAUGCU
This is a messenger RNA of Heterobasidion irregulare TC 32-1, 2296 nucleotides long. It is a transcript of the gene hbf1, whose product is annotated as hydrophobin 1. Gene Ontology annotation, cellular component: fungal-type cell wall. The transcript has 4 exons. Lineage: Eukaryota; Fungi; Basidiomycota; Agaricomycetes; Russulales; Bondarzewiaceae. The record is from RefSeq and is a predicted model, not a curated record. Gene Ontology annotation, molecular function: structural constituent of cell wall. Bases 41 to 2134 code for a protein of 697 amino acids.